UACGCUGCCCUUAUCGUCUGUCUUCUGCUCCAUCAGAACUUGUACCAGAACCGGUUUCUCGGGCUGGCGGCCAUGGCCUCCCCGUCUCGCUCGUCGCAGGGCCGGCGCCGGAGCAAGGACCCCAUCCGGCACAGCUUUAACCCGGAGCACUUCCCCAAUGUGGACUUUCAGAACGGCGUGGCCGAGGACCUCACGGCCACCCUGCCGCGCUCCACCAGCGACACGGACCUGGUGACCUCCCACUGCCGCUCCACGCUGACCGCCAGCACCUCACAUUACGCCAUCAGCCAGUCGCCAGACAUCACCCUCACCUGGGACAUCAAGGAGGAGGUGGAUGCCGGUGACUGGAUCGGCAUGUACCUCAUCGACGAGGUGCUGUCAGAGAACUUUCUAGACUAUAAGAACCGUGGUGUGAACGGCUCGCACAAAGGCCAGAUUGUGUGGAAGAUUGAGGCGAACUCCUACUUCGUUGAGCCGGAGACGAAGAUCUGCUUUAAAUACUACCACGGAGUGAGUGGCGCACUGAGGGCUACCACACCCAGCGUGACUGUGAGGAACCCUUCAGCACCGGUGAGUGUGUUUAAACCAGUUGCUGUGGACGACGUGCCUCAGAGUCAGGGCAGCAGAAGACUCAUCAGCUUCUCUCUGUCAGAUUUUCAGGCCACUGGGCUGAAGAAGGGCAUGUUCUUUAACCCUGACCCUUACCUGAAGAUCGCUAUCCAUCCGGGCAAACACAGCAUCUUCCCCGCGUUACCUCACCACGGCCAGGAGAAGCGAUCCGGCAUCGUCUGCAACACCAUCAACCCUGUGUGGCAGAGAGAGCGGUUUAAUUUUGUGUCUCUUCCCACGGAUGUUUUGGAGAUUGAAGUGAAAGAUAAAUUUGCCAAGAGCCGGCCCAUCAUAAAGCGCUUCCUGGGUAAACUGUCCAUGCCCGUGCAGAGGCUGCUGGAGAAGCAUGCUAUCGGUGACAGAGUGGUCAGCUACACUUUGGGUCGAAGGCUACCGACAGAGCAUGUUAGUGGUCAGCUGCAGUUUCGAUUUGAGAUCACUUCAUCCAUCCACCCCGAUGAUGAGGACAUGUCCCAGAGCACGGAACCCGAAUGCUCAACGGUGCCAGAGGAGCCCGAGCGGGAGGCACUGGAGGCUGGGGAGCGGCCGGGUCCUGCCCAGGCUGAGGACACUAUGAGCCUGGACCAGGGCACUCUUGAACUGCCAUUGGAUGGAGAUGUGGACACUGUGGCCAUGCCUAUGGAAGUUGAGCCUGGUCCAGAGUCCUCGGAGGUGGACGAAAGUAGGACAGAGAUCUGGGAGGAGGAGAGAGAGGUGGUCCAGGAGGUGGAGCCUGUAGCUGAGGAGAGCAACGAGCAGGAGCAGGGGAAUGAGCUGGAGCCCCAGCAGGACAGAGAAGUGACCGAAAUGGAGUUAGGAGCGGCAGCUGCAGAGACAGAGGGAGCAACUCAGGGCGAGGAUGAUGGGGAAGGUGCUAGUGCUUCUGCUGUGGGAGCUGAAGGCACGCUGGUGCCCUCUGCUGCAGCGGAGGACAUGGAACAGGCAAUAGAAGAAUCUGAACCUCAGCUUGCCUCCUCUGAGGACGGAAUUCAGGCAGAGGGGGAGGGGGAGGGGGAGGAGGCAGAGCUUGAUGAUGGCUGCCCGCUUCGGGUCAGAACCACUCCACGGAGGAAAAACCGACCAUGUUCUCUGCCCGUUUCUGAGCUGGAGACGGUCAUAGCUUCGGCUUGUGGAGAACCAGAAACACCUCGUUCACACUACAUCCGCAUCCACCACCUGCUGCACAGUUUGCCCUCUAACCAGCAGGCCAGAGAGCCAACUGAGAAUGCUAUGGGUUCUGAUGAACCUGACCAGCCAAGAGGUGAGGAAGAUGAGGAUGAGGAUGAAGAUGAGGCCAUAAUACUAGAGCCCCACGCCUUAACACCCGAUGGAAUGUCCCACCCUCGCCGGACGCUCCCCCGCAGCCGCUCCCACCAGCGCCUCUCCGACCUCAUCCAGAUGCUGGAUGGAGAAGGCCGGCCACCAGGGGCUGAGAGUCAAGCUGGAGGUCAAAGGUCACCAGGCGAGAGCGAGGGUGACCUUAGCCCGGUGCCCUGUUGCAGUCACAUGGUGCAGAGGGGCAUGGGACCCAUGCGGGCAGCGUCGCUGGACAGUGCUCGACGAUCUGAAAGCACCGUGUUUUCCUCACAAGAGGACGAGGACGAGACAGAGGCUGUGAACGGCAUACUAGGAUUGGAGGCGGAGCUACAGCAGGGGGCGGAGAGUCAAGAGCUAGGGGACGGAGAUGCUCAGUGGGAGGAGGUGCCCGCUGCUCAUGUCCAGAGUCCGCAUGGCAUUGUGGGUAAUGGAGAGUCUCCAGUAGCUGGGACAAGUAGCAGGAGAGAGUGCCCUCUUCCAUGUAGCCAUCCCUCAGUGAGUCAGCUCCCUGCUCUGAGGCCUGAUCCCCACCACUACCCUACCAUCGAUGAGCCUCUGCCGCCCAACUGGGAGGCGCGUAUAGACAGUCAUGGUCGUGUGUUCUAUGUGGACCACAUUAAUCGCACCACGACCUGGCAGAGGCCCACCACAGCAGCCACGCCCGACGGCCUGCGCAGAUCCAGCUCCAUCCAACAGAUGGAGCAGCUCAACAGGAGGUAUCAGACCAUCCAGAGGACCAGAGAGGCCCCAGAGCGGAGAGAGGAGGAGGGCGGCAGCCCCCGAGCUGAGAGAACGGCCAAUACAGAGACUGACUUACCACCUCAGGCGAGCGAGUUGAGGAGAGACAGUCCCUGCUCCCCGGGACACUGUCAGAAGAUCACACAGCUGCUGCAGAGUCCUGCCGUCAAAUUCAUCACACAUCCGGAGUUCUUCACCGUCCUCCAUGCCAACUACGGAGCGUACCGUAUGUUCACGAACAGCUCGUGUCUGAAGCACAUGAUCCUGAAGAUCAGGAGGGAUGCGCGUAAUUUUGAGCGCUAUCAGCACAAUCGCGACCUGGUCACCUUUCUCAACCGCUUUGCUGAUUCACACAUGGAGCUGCCCAGGGGCUGGGAGAUCAAAGCUGACCCUCAGGGAAAGUCAUUCUUUGUGGAUCAUAACAGUCGUGCCACCACCUUCAUUGACCCCCGAAUCCCUCUACAGAAUGGCAGGCUGCCUAACCACCUCACACACCGACAGCACCUGCAGAGACUGCGCAGCUACAGCGCAGGAGAGGCGUCAGAGGUGUCCCGCACUCGUGGAGUAUCUCUGUUAGCACGGCCUGGUAACAGCUUAGUAGCAGCCAUCAGAAACCAAAGCCAACAGGAGCCAGUGCCAUUAGCGUACAACGAUAAGAUUGUGGUGUUUCUACGGCAGCCCAACAUCUUUGAGGUGCUUCAAGAGAGACAACCCAGCCUGGCCAGGAACCACUCGCUCAAGGAAAAGGUUCACCAUAUCCGCACAGAGGGCACACCCAGGCUGGAGAAACUGUCCUGCGAUGCUGAUCUGGUCAUGCUGUUAAGUUUGUUUGAGGAGGAGAUCAUGUCUUACGUUCCUCUCUCUGCAUUUCACUCCGGCUUCGGCUUCUCCCCACGCUGCUCCCCCGGCUCCUCUCCACAGAACUCUCCAGGGACCCAGCGAGCUCGAGCUCCAGCCCCCUACCGCAGAGACUUCGAAGCCAAACUUCGCAACUUCUACAGAAAAUUGGAAGCCAAGGGCUAUGGACAAGGCCCUGGUAAAAUCAAGCUGAUAGUGAGGAGAGAUCACCUGCUGGAAGGCACAUUUAACCAGGUCAUGGCCUAUUCACGCAAAGAGCUCCAAAGGAACAAACUCUACAUCACGUUUGUCGGGGAGGAAGGCCUGGAUUACAGCGGACCGUCUCGGGAGUUCUUCUUCCUGCUCUCUCAGGAGCUCUUUAACCCAUAUUAUGGCUUGUUUGAGUAUUCUGCUAAUGACACCUACACAGUCCAGAUCAGCCCCAUGUCUGCCUUUGUGGAGAACCAUCUGGAAUGGUUCCGUUUCAGUGGCCGCAUACUAGGCCUGGCGUUGAUUCAUCAGUACCUGUUGGAUGCCUUCUUCACCAGGCCCUUUUAUAAGGCUCUCCUCAGACUAGCAACUGACCUCAGUGAUCUGGAGUAUUUGGAUGAGGAGUUUCACCAGAGCUUACAGUGGAUGAAAGACAACGACAUCACAGACGUUCUGGAUCUCACCUUCACCGUCAACGAGGAGGUCUUUGGCCAGGUAACAGAGAGAGAGUUGAAAUCAGGAGGGGCCAAUUUGCAGGUAACAGAGAAGAAUAAGAAAGAGUAUAUAGAGCGGAUGGUGAAGUGGAGGGUGGAGCGAGGAGUGGUCCAGCAGACGCAGGCUCUGGUUCGAGGCUUUUAUGAGGUGGUGGAUUCUCGACUGGUGUCUGUGUUUGAUGCCAGAGAGUUGGAGCUGGUCAUUGCUGGAACAGCUGAGAUUGACCUGAAUGACUGGAGAACCAACACAGAAUACAGAGGAGGCUACCAUGAUGGGCAUAUUGUGAUCCGGUGGUUCUGGGGGGCAGUUGAGCGUUUUAAUAACGAGCAGAGGCUGCGGCUGCUGCAGUUUGUGACUGGAACUUCCAGCGUGCCGUACGAGGGCUUCACGGCGCUGCGAGGGAGCAACGGCCUGCGCCGCUUCUGCAUCGAGAAGUGGGGCAAGAUCACUUCUCUGCCCAGGGCUCACACUUGCUUUAACCGCCUUGAUCUUCCUCCUUACCCGUCCUACACUAUGCUGUAUGAGAAGCUUCUGAUAGCCGUGGAGGAGACCAGCACUUUCGGCCUUGAGUGAGGACCUUGCAUAUCCUGCAUCUCUCUCAAUCACUCUCUCUCUCUC
Colossoma macropomum (tambaqui) is the source of this 4824-nucleotide messenger RNA. RefSeq names its product HECT, C2 and WW domain containing E3 ubiquitin protein ligase 1b (gene hecw1b). The transcript is spliced from 28 exons. NCBI's taxonomy places the organism in Eukaryota, Metazoa, Chordata, Actinopteri, Characiformes, Serrasalmidae. The record is from RefSeq and is a predicted model, not a curated record. Gene Ontology annotation, biological process: regulation of dendrite morphogenesis. The annotation marks the transcript as partial. Gene Ontology annotation, molecular function: ubiquitin-protein transferase activity; protein binding.